This is a messenger RNA of Mercenaria mercenaria, 450 nucleotides long. RefSeq lists its product as uncharacterized. The transcript has a single exon. Lineage: Eukaryota; Metazoa; Mollusca; Bivalvia; Venerida; Veneridae. The record is from RefSeq and is a predicted model, not a curated record. Bases 1 to 450 code for a protein of 149 amino acids. Gene Ontology annotation, molecular function: nucleic acid binding; zinc ion binding.
AUGCCAUCAUCAAUGUCGAAGAACCUCAUGCCACAAAGAAAGUACAACGCCAGCAGUAGUGAUCCUUCAAGUUGGACGACUGAUGAGAAGAGUGGAUUGCGAAAGGUUUGCUUUGUUUGUAAUAAAGCAGGUCAUUUAGCGCGAGACUGUAGACAAGGCAGCAAGGUUACAGUACCGAAGAGUUGCUUUAUUUGCCAUAAAGCCGGACAUAUAGCCAGAGAUUGUAAACAGAUGAGAUCAGUUCCUGCAAAGAGUGAACAGAAGGUAGCAACGCUGUGCGUUCAAAUGGAAGAGGAAAACAGCCCAUUGAAAAACAACACAGAAGAUGGUAUAUUGAAGUUAGCAAGUGGGGAAUCAGUACCAAUUCUUGCAGGAGUUUGUACCAUUGACAUGUUACAAGGAGAGAGGAACUUAGAGAUACAGAGAGAAUUUGUAGGAACAAAUAAAUGA